Dalotia coriaria is the source of this 1520-nucleotide messenger RNA. RefSeq names its product autophagy-related protein 101 (gene Atg101). Gene Ontology annotation, cellular component: phagophore assembly site. NCBI's taxonomy places the organism in Eukaryota, Metazoa, Arthropoda, Insecta, Coleoptera, Staphylinidae. The record is from RefSeq and is a predicted model, not a curated record. The transcript has a single exon. Gene Ontology annotation, biological process: autophagosome assembly; autophagy. Bases 74 to 730 code for a protein of 218 amino acids.
UACAUGGGUAUGCACGCUUGAUUGAUCUUUUUGCGCGUCUCGCGUUUGUUAGGCCGUCCGCGGCGCCCGCACAAUGAACGCACGCUCGGAGACGUUCGAGCUGACGAUGGAGGGGCGGCAGGUGGACGAGGCGGUCGCCAGCAUCUUCCACACGGUGCUCUUUCAUCGGUCUCUAGGAAAGUUUUACUACAACGACGACGAGAAUUACUCGGUGGGUACGGUGGGCUACACGGACGUCGACUGCGAUUUUAUUGACUUGACAUACGUGUGCUGCACGAGUGGGCGUCUGGAUGCGACGCUGCGUCGUGAAAUCAGUUGCUUCUCGGAGCUGCUGCGUGGCAACGAAGGCGCUGGCAUGGGUCAGAUCAGCCUCGAGUUCUUCCAGAAGAAACCCUCACGGUGGUUGUGGCAAGAGGAGCAGAUCCCUUGGGAGGUGUGGACAGUGCGUCUCGAGUUAAUCGCACUCCAGAACGAGGACGAGCGACAGGUGUGCCGCGAAAAGGUCGGCGAACUACUCACGGAUAAGAUUCUCUAUAUCACCGAGGUGAUGAACCGCCACGACUACCUGCCGAAGAUGCCCAACCGCCCUGAGCUUGAGUUCAUCUUUGACACCGGCUACCAGGACGUGCAGCCGUAUCUUUUCAAGCUUAACUACAGCACGUCCGGCCCGCCCUCCAGCUCGAUGGGUUCUACGAUGAAGAAGCUUAUCAAGGAGACGCUUGACCUCUGAGCGCCCGUGCACUCAUCCCACACCAAAGACACAUGCGCGCUCCUUACUUAACUAAAGAGUUCUUAAAACGCUGUAAGUUGUGACCAACAAUAAACAAAAAAAAAACGCUGGCUGCAAACUGCGCUCCGAUGUGGGUGCCCAGAACUUAAGAUUGAUGCGCGAGAAUAGUGAGUUUUUACAAGUUUAACAUAGGUAAUGUUUAAUUUACGAUAGGAGUUUUCCGAUUUGCUUGCCUUUGGUUGGAUUGCAUUUAGCACUUGAUGAUUCAGCGGAUGAAAACAAUAAGGUAGUCCUAAUAAGUGUCUUUGAAGAAGAGAGGGAAGAAACCUACGUGUAUAUUUACUGAUCUUUUCUUCGUAACCUAACUAUUUACUGACUGUAAAUAACAAAUUAGUGGAAGUUAUUUUUAUUAUCUUAGAGCGCACUCAGCAGACAGCUACACAUACACAACAUGCGUACAUUUGCGGGCGGCGCAGCACAUGCCGAGAAUCAAAAAACGUGUUUUGUACUGUAUGGCAUCCAAUAUGUAAUAUAUGUACAAGUCGAAUAGAUGGACGGACAUCUCAGAAUUCGUAGAUCUAGUUUUUGUGAACUCGGAGCACUUAAUUAUCGUAACGUGAUACAAUGAAUAUAUAAUAACGCUAAAUCUAAAUCUAAACACACAAAGAGAUAUGCAGAAAAAGUAUAAAUUGUGUAUUAUAUAAAUAUAGGUUGAACGUUGUUGUGAUUCGAGACGAAUUCCGAUUAUUGUAAAUUUACGAUUACAAUAAACCAACAAAUGCAUAGCUGA